Calidris pugnax (ruff) is the source of this 3785-nucleotide messenger RNA. RefSeq names its product ankyrin repeat domain 33B (gene ANKRD33B). Gene Ontology annotation, molecular function: protein binding. The transcript is spliced from 5 exons. The record is from RefSeq and is a predicted model, not a curated record. Lineage: Eukaryota; Metazoa; Chordata; Aves; Charadriiformes; Scolopacidae. Bases 1 to 1578 code for a protein of 525 amino acids.
AUGGUGCUGCUGUCCGGGGACGGGGAGCAGCUGGCCGGGGAGCGGGUCUGCCCCGCGCCGGCGGCGGAGAUGCCCGGCGGUGAGACGGAGAGCGGCCCCGAGCAGGGGGCGGCGGGGGGUGCCCUGCUGGGGCGGGGAGCGGGAAGCGCUCCCUCAACUGAGGAGAAGGAGGAGGAGGAGGAGGAGGAGGAGGAGGAAGAGGACUGCGAGGAGUACGAGGACUUCUCCGAGCUGCCCGACACCUGCAGCAUCGCCUCGGACGACUCCUUCUACCCGCCGGGGGGGCUGGAGGACGAGGAGGAGGACCGCUGGUCCCUGGAGCAAGAGGGGCGCGACAGCCCCGAGGCCCUCAGCCUCUUCCGAGCCUGCUGCACCAACAACACCGUCGUGCUCAAGGCGCUCAUCCGCCAAGGCCCCGAGGAGGAGGAGGUGCGGGAGACCGACCGCAACCGCCGGAAUGGUCUUAUCGUUGCCUGUUACCAAGGUUAUGUGGAUGUUGUAAUAGCCUUAGCACAAUGCCCUCACCUCGAUGUGAACUGGCAGGACAACGAAGGGAACACGGCUCUAAUUACAGCUGCACAAGCAGGGCACAUAACCAUUACGAACUACUUGUUGAACUAUUUUCCCGGGCUUGAUAUCGAGAAGAGGAAUGUGUUUGGAUUCACAGCACUGAUGAAAUCUGCGAUGCAGGGCCGAACUGAGUGCGUGAAAGCCUUGAUGCUGGCAGGGGCAAAUGUUCACGCGACUGACCCAAGCCGUGGACUGACUUCAUGGGAAUGGGCUUGUUACACAGGAAGAUCGGAAUCUGCCUUCAUCAUGCAAAAGCUGAUGGACAGGCCAUGCCCGGAACAGUUUUGUGAUCAGUAUAAACCAGAAUGGCCAAAGAUGAAGGAACUUCUAGCCAAGGCUGCAGAGCCAAAAACUUGUUUGCAGAGGAUUUCUGAGUGCAUGAGGGCAGCUAUCUCAUUCCGGUCUUUCUAUGGCCCAGAAGAAGACGGGGUCCUUGACCACAUGGUGAAGGUGACAACAAGCUUGAGCAGCCCUUUCAUUGCUCUGUCGUGCCGGACGGUGUGCCCAGGCAGCCCGCCUUCCGUGGGGAAACGCAGACUGGCUGUGCAAGAAAUCAUUAGGAAGCAGAGAGCCGAGGAGAUCCGAUCUCAGGACAAAGACCACUUUAGCAGCUAUGAGAAGCUAUUUCAGAACUCCAAAGUCACGCUGAUCCCCAAGAAGAAGGACCGGCGAGCCAGCCUGCAGCCCAUCAGCCUUGCAGUCUCCCAAGUGAACACCAUAGCCACCAGGAAGGCAAGCCUCUUGCCGCUCCACCUGCUUAGACGGAGCAGCGUCAGGCCGGGAUUUGUCAUCCCCAAAGUCCGUGUCAGCAAGGCUCCUCCACCCACCUUCCAGCCAGAAAAGGCGAGAAGGAGGAGCAGCGCAAAGGACGACCCCUAUUUGCAGAUUCCCAAAUGGAGAUACAAGGAGCUAAAAGAGGAACGGAAGAAAGCAGAGGAACAGGAGAAGAUAAAAGCAGCAGAGGCUCAAAAGCAGAGGCAGGUGUCUCCUGCCAGAUGCAGGACCUGAUUUAAAAGCAGUUGCUUAGAAGGUUUUAGAGCCAUUAGUCUUGUUAUCUUGCUGAGAUAACAGACCGCAUGCCUUCGUGCAUGCCCACUGCUCAUGGAGCUGGAAUACUGAAUAACAGCCCUUAAGGGGCAGAAAGAGGGUAAGGGCUAUGCCACAGUGUGUCUGAUGAUGGAGCAGGAAAGUAUUUUGUGGCUGAAGACUUACUAAGUUUACCUGUCUGCUGUUGAUAGGAAAUUUUAAGUGGUGCAGUCCUCUUGUGGUUUCCUUUUUUUCCAGUUCCAGGUGAACGACUGAGAAACAGCUUGAAAAACAACUUGUAUGAAAUGAUUGUAUUUUGUGUUUGUUCAUUUUAUAAUGGACAAAAUUAAGGAGUUGUGCUUUUGACACUAGACAUUCCUCCCUCUCCUUGCUUAGGUAGAUGUAUUGCAAGGUUUUAUAGUAAUAAUGAAAAGUUUAAAAUAUACCACGGUGUUGGUGGGCAGUGAAAAUCCAGGUCUACAACUGUUUUGAAUAUACUAAGCACUUUAUUUUAAUUCCAGUAAUCAAAGUUUAAGACAGGAUAGGUAUUAAACUUUACAGCUCUAUACAGUCUGUAUGGAUGCAGUUUCUUAAUGCUAUUGUUCGUUCUGUGGAAUAUUAAAAGGGCUGCAUAUGAACUAUUUUACUAGUUGAGGUAUUCACAUCCUCUGCAGGUACAAAUCGGGGGCAGGGACUGAUUUCUUUGCAGCAACAGAGAAGCUGAGCCAAUUUUUGAAUGCUACCAUCACCUAAGAUUUGCCUCCCCUGUUAAGUUUCCCCGUAUCUACUGUCUGUUGUCUCCUCUUUAGUCUCAGGGAUUUUUUUGUCUCUGCAUUUAACUGUGAAGUAAGGGAGACAGUGAGACACAAGUGGGCUUUUUUUUUUUUUCUUAGGUGGAUAUUUAAGUUCCUGUUAAAAAACCCCACUGGGUUUAUUGUGUUUAUUGGGUUUAUUAUAGCAAGAACAGGAAAAUUAUGCAGCUUCCAGAAGUUCAAGCCAUUUUCCCAGGUAUGAGGCAACUCAGCCACUAGCUUUUGGAAAUGGUGGCCAGACGCCACUGUGAGCUUUGGUACUAGACCUCGGGGUGCCCGGAGAGGGCAGAACAUCACCCUUCUGUCUCAACACCGGGAGAAAACCUUCCCUGUUACAUGAGUGCAUCUCAAAGUGGGAGUUCCCACAGGUUCUUGUGGUCCAUGAUAGGCUUUAAUUUGGCGUUACCAGCAGUCAGACUGAAUGGCAUGUCAAAUCCUGGCAAAUUCUGUCCAGGAAGGGCUGUAAACCUGCUGCUUGCUGAAGAAAUACCACAUUGACAAAAGCAGAGGUCAAACACAAACAGCAAGUCACAAAGCACAUGCCCAGUCUAUGUUUUUGCUCAGGCUUUGCUCCCGUUUGAAAUGAAAUGUGCUGUGGUGUGUUCUCCCAACCGUGUUGCUCUAAUGGGGGCCAGGCAGACCCCAGCUGCUGCUGUCAGCUUCUCCCUUCAAUUAAGGAGAGGGAAAACUUUUCCACCCUUUACUCCCACAGCUCAAAGGCUGGCUGUGGUCUCACUGAGCUUGUAAUGAAACUGUGCGCGUCAUGGGAGAAAUAAAUUCAGUUGAUUGAAAACCAGUGCCCAGAUUGGUAUUGCUAGCUGGCGUCUGUGGGGUCAGGGCUCGACAGAGGUUAUGGCAGAUGUGAGAAACAAGGAUUUUCUACGCAGCCUGUUCUUUGCACCUCUUGCUGGAGUAGCUGUGCCGGUUAGACUCCAUUGCCAGGUAGCCUCCCAGGUCAGAGUUGAAGGAAUAUGCACCCUGCUGAGAAACCUCCCCAGCCCUGUGAAUAUAAAGAGGAUUUUAGUCUGCAAGCAUCUCGGUGCUGUGCAAUUCAUAGGCACAAUUUUGUGAUGGAUUUGGUGUGACCAGAAUAUAAGCUGAACCUUUGGAGAGUAGGAAAACAUCUUUUAGCUGUCUGUGGCAGAGGUAUUAGGAUGGACUUUUUAAUUGGUACACUGGAUUGAAUGGUUUAACUAUUAAUUUUUGUUUACUGCCAGCCCAGCGUACUGAAGAUUUAGAAUUCAGAUUGAGUGUCUGAAAAGCAACCUGUGCUGCAGGUGAACUCGUGAAUUUGCACUCCCAGUAUCACUUGCAGGAGACACAAUUGCAGGUGCUCUCAGGGAUUAGCGUACAGUAUGUUAGACUUAGGGGCUGAAA